GUGGCAGCAACAAAACUAAGUCAUCAUGAAAAUGGGUCAAUCGUUACGUUGCCUCUUUUGGGCAAUACUUUAUUGUGUGCUCUAUUUGGUCAGUGCCUCCGAUGAGGAUUUAAUGGAUUUUGAUUUUGGUGAUCUCAAGGAAAUUGAUUGGAACUAUGAAAAUAACAACAGCCAGGAAUUGUUGAAUAAAGCCACAACAGCUACCAAAGAAAAUUCCAUAACAUUUGAUGAUGAUAUCGAUUUUCUGGAAGAAGAUGAUGGCGAUCAAAUGCAACGUUACGACUGGCGUGAGAAAAUGUUAAGAACCGCUUUGUCGAAGGCAUUAACCAAUAAAGUUGUACGACAAAAAUUCAUUGAAGUUAUGCCGAUUUUGAGAGUUCUGUCGAAACAACAAAAAUUGGCAUUAUCGGCAUUGAUAACGGCUCAGUUUAGUGCCAAAAAGGGUCAUGAAUUGAGAUUGGAUCAGGUUCGAAUGAUGUUUGGUGAUGACAAGAGUUUAAUCCUACCCGUGGUCUAUGAUAUUGCCAAUUUGGUGAAAAAUUCCGCCAAGAAAUAUAUUGAAUUCGAUUACAGCAUUCAGGAUUUGGCUAAUUUUGGUAAAUCCAAAUCUUCGGCAGAUAGAAGAAAAUUGGAUUUAACUUCCAAGGAAUUGGCUGAGGAAGAAAAUAAUGAGGGUAUUGGUACUUUGCCAUAUACAGCUGAUGCAUCAUCUAAGGAGGAAGAAGAUGAUAUGGAAGAUUUUAUGGAUGACAUGCCAGAACAAUUUUUAGAUCCCAUGGAAAUCAACAAAGAAUUGCUAGUUGUGAAGGAGGAGAAAAAUAAUAAUGAUACAGCAACCAAAAUAGAAAAAAUUGAUGCAGCCGAGACAACGAAAAUCGAAGAGGAAAAACCAGCCAUUGAUAAUGUUGAGAUUAUAGCUGAGGAUGUUGUUGUUGAUGAUCCAUUGAAAAUCAAUCACGAAUUACAAAAAGAUGUACCCACUUUGGAAUUAAUUAAGGGAAACAUUCCAACAUUGACUGAUGAAAAUGUAGAAACUCCCACAACAAGUACCACAACACCUGCCCCUUUGAGACGUACCAGAAGAGCUACAGAAAAUGAGGCAUUUGUACACAAAUUGGUGCGAUCAGUACCAGCUUCUAUAAAUGAAGCCGAUUUACAGCGGGGUUUAGGUGGUCGUACUUUAAAAUUAAAUACCACAGCAUUUGCCACACCCAAAGAAACCACCUUAGCUCCCCUUACCACCAUCCCGCCACAAAAAGAUGAAGAAGAAGAAACCGCGGUUGCUGAAGAUUCAUCUUUAGAAACCUAUCAGCAAGUUGAAGAUUUAGCCUUUGCCAGUCUAAACGGUUCAGAAAUUCUGCUAAAUGAAGAUGAACCCGAAGAAAGAGAUAACACACCUAAUAAUGGAGAACCUCAAGAUGAGUUGUUACCCACACCCGAAGAAUUAAUUGCUGGGCCACGUUAUCGCCUAUCGGCAAAUAAGUUAAUGCGACCCGCCAUGGCCAAAGGUAAACGUGUACCGGCCAAAGUACGUACACGAACUCAGCAGGGUAGUGGUGUUCCACCGCCAAAAAAAUGUGAACGUUUCACAGCAUCGAUGUGUAUACGAACCGAAGACUAUCCCAUGUAA
Messenger RNA from Musca vetustissima, 1630 nucleotides. Its product is annotated as neurotrophin 1-like. Bases 26 to 1630 code for a protein of 534 amino acids. NCBI's taxonomy places the organism in Eukaryota, Metazoa, Arthropoda, Insecta, Diptera, Muscidae. The transcript has 3 exons. The record is from RefSeq and is a predicted model, not a curated record.